Messenger RNA from Perognathus longimembris pacificus (Pacific pocket mouse), 2382 nucleotides. RefSeq names its product transmembrane protein 38B (gene Tmem38b). The record is from RefSeq and is a predicted model, not a curated record. NCBI's taxonomy places the organism in Eukaryota, Metazoa, Chordata, Mammalia, Rodentia, Heteromyidae. Bases 121 to 996 code for a protein of 291 amino acids. The transcript has 6 exons. Gene Ontology annotation, cellular component: membrane. Gene Ontology annotation, molecular function: identical protein binding; potassium channel activity. Gene Ontology annotation, biological process: potassium ion transmembrane transport.
UCCGCGGCAUCCCGGAGCUGCGGAGCGCGGCCCGCUCGGCCGUCCCCUCCCCCUCGCCGGGCCGCGCCGGAGGGGAACCCGUCGCCUCGGCCGCUCGGGCCCCCGAGGUCCGGCGUCGUCAUGGACUCUCCGUGGGAUGAGCUGACGCUGGCCUUCUCCCACACUUCCAUGUUCCCCUUUUUUGACAUCGCCCACUACCUAGUGUCGGUGAUGGCGCUGAAGCGUCAGCCAGGAGCAGAAGCGGUGGCAUGGAAGAAUCCUGUGUCAAGUUGGUUUACUGCCAUGCUGCACUGCUUUGGUGGAGGAAUUUUAUCCUGUAUACUGCUUGCAGAACCUCCACUAAGGUUUCUUGCAAACCACACUAAUGUUUUACUGGCAUCUUCAAUCUGGUAUAUUAUAUUUUUUUGCCCAUGUGACCUAGUUUCCCAUGGUUAUUCAUUCCUACCUGUUCAACUCCUGGCUACGGGAAUGAAGGAAGUUACCAGAACUUGGAAAAUAGUAGGUGGAGUCACACAUGCUAACAGCUAUUACAGAGAUGGCUGGAUAAUCAUGAUAGUUAUUGGAUGGGCCCGAGGUGCAGGUGGUGCCAUUAUCACAAACUUGGAGCAAUUAUUAAAAGGAGAUUGGAAACCAGAAGGUGAUGAAUGGCUAAAAAUGUCAUAUCCUUCCAAGGUAACCCUGCUGGGGUCAGUUAUGUUCACAUUCCAGCACACCAAGCAUCUGGCGGUAUCAAAGCAUCAUCUUAUGUUCCUUUAUACUAUCUUUCUUGUAACCACAAAGAUAACCAUGAUGGUUACAGAGACUUCUACCAUGACUCUUGCUCCUUUAGAAGAUAUAUUGAGUAGGAUGCUGUUUGGCUGGCAGCAACAGUUUUCAUUGUGUGGAAAGAAAAGUGAAACAAAAGCGUCUUUCAAUGGCACUGGCUCAUCCACCUCAAAACCUACACCAGAGGAUGCUGUAGAAAAUAUUAAAAAGAAAAACACUAAGACUGAAUAAAUUUACCUGAUGAACUGCUCUAAAAGACAAAAAAAAAUCUCAUCUACCUAUCAGAUUUUGAUAUUCUAUGUAAAUGAUGUGAAAUAAAGAUUUUAUAAGGUGUGGAGGUGACAAAAGGGAAGGAAUUCUUUGUUUCAGGGAGACUACCACUUUCAUGAUUGUAUUUCCUGAGUGUAUCAUGUAAAUUUAUUUUUCUUAUAUAAAAGAUUUUCUCUUUUGUUUCUUUGAAUAGUUUUAUAUUGAUAAAAGAAAGGUAACUUUUUAAUUGUUAGAAAAAAUAAACCUAUUGUAAAAUUACAAACAUUUAAGCCUUUUCAAAACUUAGAUAUUUUUAUACUUUUAAAAAUUUACUUUGAAUUGGGUUUUAGUUCAUCAUAAUUAAAAACUUACUUCACACCGCCAUUAUGAUGGUUCUUUGUAAUUAGAAACAAUUCCUAUCUAGUUUUGAAAAUUAAGAACAGCCAACUGUCCCUACAGUGCUUUAUAUUAUAAAUGAAAGUAAUUUUCAAGCUUGUGUUUGAUAAAUGUUAUAAUUUUGCCCACGUUUAAUGGAAAUACACUUGAAAUUUAAUUUUAUAUCUCUAAUGUUUUUAGGUGAGACCAUAAUAUUAGUAUGAGUCCCAAUCUGUAGUCUGCGUAAUGCCCUUGUUUAAAAACUUUUUCUGAAAAGAAAAUCAAGGGUGCAGUUGUGUGUGUGUGUGUGUGUGUGUGCACGCGUGUGCAUGUGUGCGUGUAUCCCAGGGACCUUGAACUUGCCAUCCUCUCACUCCAGCCUCCUGAGUGCUAGAAUGACAGGUGUGGGCACUAUACCAGGUUACAGUUGUAAUUUUUAAAAAUAUGAAUCCUAUAUUUAAAAUUUUCAUUUGAGCUUAGCUUAUUAUUUUUUCUAAAGUACAUUUAUUGCAACUGUGGGAGACAUUCUUCUCUAUGUUUCACAUGUUCUUUCCCACUUUAGUUGGUCUGAACACGGUGGUGGUAGCUAUCUUAAUGAUUGAACAAAAAUGAUUAUAUCCACUAGAGUUUUCUCUUUUUAUGUCUCCUUUCUAGUGGCUGCCUUUUCAGUUUGAAUAUAUCUUGGUGUUUUAUCUUAAUCUACAUGUACCUAUAUUAAUUUUAUUUUAAAUGAAAAUGAAUUACUUUCAUGUGCAAAUGCUCUAAUGAGAAUUGUUCUUGCACAUUUGUUGGUACCAGCUAACAGAAACAGAACUUUAUAUGGUCAUCUAUUUGAAUGAUGACAUUAAAUCUGAUCUCUUAUUGGCAAAAUAACAAAACAAGAAAAGAUACUAAAUGUUGGCAGGUUUUCUUGUUCUAUUGUAUGGGGUCUAGAAGUCUAAUCAAAACUCUGUGGGGCUGGGGAUAUGGCCUAGUGGCAAGAGUGCCUGCCUC